Dioscorea cayenensis subsp. rotundata (Guinea yam) is the source of this 778-nucleotide messenger RNA. Its product is annotated as H/ACA ribonucleoprotein complex subunit 2-like protein. The coding region runs from base 71 to 535 and encodes 154 amino acids. The record is from RefSeq and is a predicted model, not a curated record. Gene Ontology annotation, cellular component: box H/ACA snoRNP complex; nucleolus. Gene Ontology annotation, biological process: rRNA pseudouridine synthesis; snRNA pseudouridine synthesis. The transcript has 4 exons. Gene Ontology annotation, molecular function: box H/ACA snoRNA binding. NCBI's taxonomy places the organism in Eukaryota, Viridiplantae, Streptophyta, Magnoliopsida, Dioscoreales, Dioscoreaceae.
AACCCUUCUUCUCGGCGGCUCCUCAAAACCCUAGCCCGCCCCAAAAUCAAAACCCUAAUCGAGGUUGAGGAUGGGAAGCGACAGCGAGAAUGAGAAGUCGAUCAAGGAGAAGAAGAAGGUCGUCACGCUGGCUCCGAUCGCCAAGCCGUUUGCCGGCAAGAAGCUCUGCAAGCGCACACUCAAGCUUGUCCGAAAAGCUUCAGAGUCUAAAUGCUUGAAGAGAGGAGUAAAGGAAGUUGUGAAGAGCAUCCGUCGUGGUAACAAAGGAUUGUGUGUGAUAGCAGGAAAUAUCUCCCCAAUUGAUGUGAUCACACAUGUACCAAUCUUAUGUGAAGAAUCAGAUAUUCCCUACAUAUAUGUUCCUUCAAAGGAGGAUCUCGCAACGGCCGGCACAACAAAAAGACCGACAUGCUGCGUGUUGGUCCAAACAAAACCGACAAAGGGCGAACUGGAUCAAGAUGUUCAGGAGAAGCUGCAGAAAGAAUACCAACAGGUUGUAGCUGAUGUAGUAGAAGUUACAUCCUCCCUUUUCUGAUAACUAUAUCGAAAAUCACCAGAUCAUCCCGUAGUCCAUGCUUGAACUACAAUGCAAUGCUGCUAUCUUUUUUCUCAUUUUCGAUUGAGCUAUCGAUUUUAAGUAUUUUUGUAAACACAUAAGACUACAGAAGCUGAAGUAUGUCCGAAAAUCAUCUUUAACUUCUAGUGUAAUGAUAUUUGGCAGUGAAUGGUAUGGACUUAUAUCUUAAAUCACAAUGGAACAUUUGAACUUUUAUUCUUA